GAUUAAAGCCGGUGUCUGUGUGGAGGCGCUCGGAAGGGACAGAUAUCGCUGUGACACCGCUGGGGCUCUUGGAGGGGGACGGGUGUCGGUGUGGCGCCGGUGCACGCUGAAGGAGCGGGUGGAACCGGGUGGUCAUGGGGACGUGGGCGUCGUUGGACGUGGUGUGGGAGCUGCCGGCGGAGAAGCAGAUCUUCGGCGCGGUGCUGCUCUUUUCCUGGACAGUGUAUCUUUGGGAGACCUUCCUGGCCCAGCGGCAGAGAAGGAUAUAUAAAACAACAACUCAUGUACCGCCAGAGUUAGAACAGAUCAUGGAUUCUGAAACAUUUGAGAAAUCUCGACUGUAUCAGCUGGAUAAAAGUACUUUCAGCUUCUGGUCGGGACUCUAUUCAGAGGCUGAAGGCACUUUUAUUCUUCUCUUUGGAGGAAUCCCUUAUCUCUGGAGACUUUCUGGACGAUUCUGUGGUUAUAUUGGCUUUGGACCAGAAUAUGAGAUCACUCAAUCCUUGGUGUUUCUGCUGUUGGCUACACUUUUCAGUGCAUUAACUGGUUUGCCAUGGAGUCUUUAUAAUACAUUUGUGAUAGAAGAAAAGCAUGGUUUCAAUCAUCAGACGUUGGACUUUUUUAUGAAAGAUGCAAUCAAGAAAUUUGUUGUGACUCAGUGUAUUUUAUUGCCUGUGUCUUCACUUCUGCUUUACAUUAUUAAAAUUGGGGGUGACUAUUUUUUUAUUUAUGCCUGGCUGUUCACAUUAGUUGUUUCUCUGGUGCUUGUCACAAUCUAUGCUGAUUAUAUUGCCCCUUUAUUUGACAAAUUCACACCUCUGCCCGAGGGAAAGCUUAAGCAAGAAAUUGAAGUAAUGGCAAAGAAUAUUGAUUUUCCUUUGACUAAGGUGUAUGUUGUUGAAGGAUCUAAACGCUCCUCCCACAGCAAUGCUUAUUUUUAUGGCUUCUUCAAGAACAAGAGAAUAGUUUUGUUUGACACUCUACUAGAAGAGUACUCAGUACUAAACAAAGGCAUCCAAGAGGAAUCUGGCAUGGAACCCCACAAUGAUGGAGAAGGGGACAGUGAAGAAAUAAAAGUUAAAAUUAAAAAUAAGAAACAAGGAUGUAAAAAUGAGGAGGUGCUUGCUGUACUGGGCCAUGAACUGGGGCACUGGAAGUUGGGACACACAGUCAAAAAUAUCAUUAUUAGCCAGACAAAUUCUUUCCUGUGUUUUUUCUUAUUUGCUGUAUUAAUUGGUCGAAAGGAGCUUUUUGCUGCAUUUGGUUUUUAUGAUAGCCAGCCUACUCUAAUUGGACUACUGAUCAUCUUCCAGUUUAUUUUUUCACCUUACAAUGAGACAAUGGUUCUUGCUGAUGUUUCCUGAGAAGAUUCAUUUGAAGUCUUUUCUUCUCCAUUUUUGUAAUUUUAAAUUAUCUCCGGCUUGCCUUUUCUGCUCCAGUUGCUUCUGGUCUUCCUGACUUAUAAGUAUUGUACAAUAAUUUGCUUGGGGAAGUGUGACCACCAUCACCCACAGUGUCUGGAUGUCAGGUCUCAGGGAGGAUAGGAGAAGACUGAUGGCUUCCUGAAAUCUUGGCCAGGAAGGAAAACAGGAGAUAUGGCAACCAAGGAAGCAAAGAGUGGCACCUGGCACCCUAAGACUUGAUAGACAAGACCAGGAUCAAGUGGGGCAAAUCCUUGGGUAAAGAAGUAUUACUGGCAAAGUGGAUCUCUGAUUCCAAAGCAGAGUUUGGGCUGUGACUGUAUACUGCCUUUAUCUGAGUUGACCCUUGGUGAAGUCUUAAGAGCUGCUCAUAAAUUCUGCCUCUGUUUGGGUAGCAGCAAAAUUCCUGGAAUAAUUAGAAUGACUUUAGUACCAAUGAUGAUGUUCUGAGCUUUCUCUAUAGACUCUAUAUGCUCAAUGUUACUGUUUAUGCUUUGUGUAGAUUUCCCCUUUCUGAGGAAGCCUCUUUCUGCUUGGUCUUUUCCAUCAAUGUUUUGUAUAUUUCUGUACAUAAAUAUUUUGUGUAGCUUUUAACAGUUCUGCGAAUUGUAUCAUCACUAGCAGAAAACUUUCUAAAUAGCAGCUGAGGGCCUGAAGUUUUGUCCUUAGAAACUAUAUGAAGAAAAUUACUGAGAAGAUGUAAUCUAAAACUUGUAUCCAAAUUUAUAACAAAAAGCUUUAUUGGGGAAAGGGGAUUGUGCUGAGCAUUAAACCCAGGGCCUCAUACUUUCAGGCAGGCACUCUACCACCAGCUUACAUCCCCAGCCUAGCCAGAAACUUGAUUCAAGACCACAAUUGGGUUGAGGAUAUAGCUUAGUGGUACAGUAUUUGCCUAGCAUGCACAAGGCCCUGGAUUUGAUUGCAAUACUGCAAAAAAAUACACCCACAUUAAUGUGAGCAAGUAACUUGAAAGCAUGUGUGGGUCAGGCCAAUUACAGUUUGUUUAUAAAACAAAAGUAAUCCAUUGUGGAGUAUUCAAACAUGGUCAGAUGAAUCUUAGGCUCUUCUGUUAUUAUCUAGGAAGCUUUCCAGAGAGGAAGAUUUCCUAAACAGUUUGACUAGACAUGAGCCAAGAGUCCUCUUGUGCUCUAAAACCUGAGCAAUCAGGCUGCCUAUACUGAUCAGACAGCUGCCCUACCUUCAGGUCAGAGCUCUCAUCCAACUCACUAGAUGGUAGUAACAGGCAAGGCACAGCAGAGUUUUGACCAGGAAGCAGAAAUACUAGUGUUUGUCUUAAGACCUUCAGGGCUUGGGGGAAUAGCUCAGUGGAAUAAUUGCUUGCCUGCAAGCACAAGGUCCUGAGUUCAAUGCCUGGUACCACCAAAAAAACCCAAAAAACAAACACACACACACACACACACACACACCCAACAGUGUCUUAAGGUUUUCAAGAGAGAUCACAUUCAUGUAUCUUUUAUAAUAAUACAAUACUUGCUAUUUUAUUAUUGGUAAUUGUGAACCUCUUACUGUGCUUAGUAUGUAAGCUAGAUUUUAUUUAUUUAUUUAUUUAUUUAUUUAUUUAUUUAUUUAUUUGGUACCAGGGAUUUAACUCAGAACUCUGCACUUGCCAGGCAAGCACUUAUUCUACUGAGCCAUCUCCCUGGGCCCUAGACUUUAUCUUAGUUAUAUAUGUAGGAAAAAAGUGUUAAUAGGACUCACCUGAGCAGGUGUCCAGGCAUCUCAGGAAGAGGAAAGCACAAGUGUAAAGGCCUUGAAAUGGGAGCCAGCCUGGUGUUUGAGAAACACCAGAAGACCAGAGAGGACAGGAUGCUCUGUGCUACAAGAGAGGAGAGGUAAAGUUGGGAAUGAGCAGAUUUUGCAGGACAAACUAAGAAUUUACUUGGGUAUGAUGGAAAGCCAUGGAAGAUUAGGAGCCAAGGACUGGCAUGAUCUGACUGAGUUUAACAGGCAAAUCCUAGGUUCUACAUUAGGAGCAAGGAAACUGGUUGGUAUGUUCUCCCUGUGCUGGUACUUUUUUCAGCAAAAAGUCAUGGUGCUAGGCUGUAGUGGUGGUCAGAGGUGCAGGCUGUGUCCUGAGGAGUGGUGUUGGACUCUGGAAAGGACUGGGCUGUCUUGCUGCAAUGUCCUGUGAAGCUUCUCAAAACCCUCUUCCUAAGUGUAAACAAGGGAGUUGAUCUCCUCUUUGUUGCACUAUAUUUUUAUUUGUUUAUUUUUUGUGUCAAGAUUUGGUUUUGGAGGGAGCGGGUCCCUAUUCUUGGCAGUGAGAACCA
Molecule: messenger RNA, 3712 nt
Organism: Octodon degus (degu)
Lineage: Eukaryota; Metazoa; Chordata; Mammalia; Rodentia; Octodontidae
Gene: Zmpste24
Product: zinc metallopeptidase STE24
Exons: 10
Coding region: 135-1364 (409 amino acids)
Biological process (GO): CAAX-box protein processing
Cellular component (GO): endoplasmic reticulum membrane
Molecular function (GO): metalloendopeptidase activity
Source: RefSeq, a predicted model, not a curated record